This is a messenger RNA of Etheostoma spectabile (orangethroat darter), 4380 nucleotides long. RefSeq names its product protein ELFN1-like. The record is from RefSeq and is a predicted model, not a curated record. Gene Ontology annotation, cellular component: plasma membrane. NCBI's taxonomy places the organism in Eukaryota, Metazoa, Chordata, Actinopteri, Perciformes, Percidae. Gene Ontology annotation, molecular function: protein binding.
GAGGGGUGAGUGGAGCCUGACGCAGUGUGAGAGGCACAAACUGAGAAGAGAGAGACGGAGAACGAGGGAGACAGCGGCGAGGAGGCAGCAUAUCACAUCAGGUGCAAUUUUGCAUCCUAAAAAUCUUAACGCCACACUGGCUGCUGCUGAGCUCUUUCCCGGUCACCGCUGGGGCGACACGUGCAAGCUGGGACCAAAUCAGUGACAGACCAAGACUAAAAAAAAAAAAACACUCACAUCAACACGACCAUUCAUACUGCCAGAGGCAACGAGCGGACCGUUUUGCCGAGGAAGACCAGCGAGACGCUUUCUUCUCUUUCUUGGCAUCUGGAGCAGUGAUGUGAAAAGUGCGCUGAGACUGAGGGCUCUGUUGGCUCUGUUGGUUUGGAGAGAUCCUCCACCUGCAAAGGGACGAGUUCUCACACCAAGUACAGAGCAGCAAGCAAUGAGGAAGAAAGAAAAGAGGUGCUUGUCCAAUCAGAGAUGCAAAUGGCCACAGAAGACAUGAUUACCAGCCAAUCUGGCACCAGGACGACUUCCUCUUGCCAAUUUAUACACAACAAAUCAAAUGCGACCCCCUAAUUAAACAAUCGAUACGGUUUACCUAGACACGCAUACUGCCAAUCAAGUGAUACAUCCUAUGCCUGGCUCAUUUCUACUAUAAUAAAUCCUUAAAUCUUCACAAAAUUGAAACUUCAAUUCGUUAUACGAUUACAAGACAAGCUAAGGAGAACCACAUUUUACCUUGCUGUGACUACACUUCGAGCACUACAGACACAAAUCUGACAAAAAAGGCAAUACUACUGUACAAACAAGUCCUCUCUCCCUUUCCAAUGGCGCUAGCCUGCAUGAAUAAACGUUAGAUGGCAAGCAUCUCUGCUCGGCUUUCUCCAAUGGAUAUUGUGACGACAUCCCAAAUGGCCCGGAGGACAGGACAGAGACGGCAGAGACAAAACGUGACUGGAGGUUCUUCAUCAGUGGUCCUGUCCACAGCCAGCUCCUUUCUCUGUUGGCUCGCUCUGCUGUCAAUAAUGCGGUUGCCAAUGGUAACAGCUGACUGCUGGCUUAUCGAAGGCGAGAAGGGCUUUGUGUGGCUGGCUAUCUGCAGUAUGAACCAGCCGCCGUAUGAGACCAUCCCCUCCCACAUUAACAGCACUAUUGUGGAUCUGAGGCUGAAUGAGAACAAGAUUCGGUCGGUCCAUUUUUCUUCACUCAGUCGCUUUGGCAACCUCACCUAUCUGAACCUCACCAAAAACGAUAUCAGCUAUGUGGAAGAUGGAGCGUUCUCAGCACAAUUCAACCUGCAGGUUCUCCAGAUGGGUUUUAACAAGUUGCGGAACCUGACAGAGGGGAUGCUGCGAGGUCUGGGCAAGCUGCAGUAUCUCUACCUGCAAGCAAACCUCAUUGAGACUGUUACACCCAACACCUUCUGGGAAUGCCCCAACAUAGAGAACAUAGACCUCUCCAUGAACAGGAUCCAGGUGCUGGAUGGCAGUUUGUUCUCUGGACUCUCCAAGCUGACCACUUGUGAACUUUACACGAACCCCUUCAACUGCUCUUGUGAGCUGCUGGGUUUCCUGCGCUGGCUCUCAGCCUUCCCCAACAGGACCAGUGAGAGGAUGGUGUGCGACUCUCCUCAAGGAUUCUUCGGCUACAACCUCCUGAGCCAGAACCCCCGCAUGCCUACUCAGCGCACUGCUCUGCACGCGCUCAGUCACGUAUGCACAGACGACGGUAGUAGCGUGACACCCUUCUAUGUUAUUAGCCCGCACGAUUCCACCACCCCCCCCUCAGAUUUUGCCUCUCCAUGCGGAUUGGACGAUUGUGCUUCAGGGACCCCUCCUGAUGACGUAAUUAGUUUGAGCCCUAUUUUCUCAGACCCCAAUCCCAUCAUGACGCUAAAGCAGAUGCGACAUUCAAGUGCUGUGAUUACGGUUCAAAUUCCCCAUCCAUACAGGAAAAUGUACAUCCUGGUGCUUUAUAACAACAGCUUCUUCACAGAUAUCCAGAAUCUGAAAAAUCAAAGAGAAGAUAUUGAGCUCAAGAACUUAAAACCUAACGUCGACUACAGGUACUGUGUGGCUUCUAUACGAAACUCCCUGCGAUUUAACCACACCUGUCUGACCAUCUCCACUGGCCGCCGGGCCGGGACUGAGACGAUAGCCAAUCAGUCGUCAGCCACCCACUAUAUUAUGACGAUUUUGGGCUGUUUGUUUGGCAUGUUACUCUUCCUUGGCCUAGUUGUCCACUGUCUGAGGAAGAAGAGGAUCAUGCAGGAGAAAGAGAGGAAGAUGAGCAGGAUCCAAAGGACUCUGAUAGAGCUCAAGUAUGGUGGAGAAGGGGACAUAGAGGGAGGUAGUGGAGGAUCUGUAUCCCAGAAGCUUGGUGCUGGGGACAGUCUGUCCAGAAUGCCAUACCUUCCUCAGGGUGGUGAGAUUGAUCCAUACAAGCUGCAGGAGGUGAUAGAAACACCGGUGCACAAGCCUGCUAAACUUAACUACAUGGAAGUGAGAGGUUCUGGCAUUGAAAGGGAAAGAGAGCGAGAGCGGGAACGAGAACGAGAAAGAGAAAGAGAGCGAGAAAUGUCACCACAAGCAAAUCCCCAGGGCUCAGUAGCAGAGAUCUCAACCAUCGCAAAAGAAGUUGAUAAAGUGAAUCAGAUCAUCAACAACUGUAUAGAUGCUCUUAAAUCUGAGUCUACCUCUUUUCAACAGGGGAUCAAAUCCCCCUCUUCUGCAGGUGGAGGAGCUGUUUCUACUGCAGAGCCACAGCUGGUGCUUCUCUCUGAGCAAGGAGAGAGAGAAAGAGGAAGUGAGUUCCUCUCCCCGGUAUACAAAGGAGGAAGAGGAGGGCGAGAAGAGAGGGGGAGAAGCUAUCAUCAUUCUCUGCAGCGACACCACAGCAUGGAGGCUCCUCCGGCCUCCAAAAGGCCCAGCACCUCCUCUUCUCCUGGCUCUGCCCGGAGCCCUCGCUCAUUCCGCUCAGAGGGAGGCUACCACUCUUCAGAAACCCGCUAUAUCGAGAGGACCUCGCCCGGAGAGAGAGGAGAAAGGGGAGGAGGAGGAGGAGAGGCCAUUCGUACAGUCAACCCGGCAGCUGCAAUCUUACGAGCUGAAGCCCAGAGAAUCCGCCAGUACAAUGAACACCGUCACUCCUAUCCCGUCCCAGCAGCACCUCCAGGAGAUGCAGCACCACCCCCAGAUCCUCCAAGAGCUCCACACCACCCAGGGGGCCGUAAGCCCUCCAUGUUAGACCCCAUCACCCUCAACAGGCAGGCCAAACAGAGGGAACUGGCCUACUCCCAGCUCUCGCCACACUACCCGCUCUCACCCCAGUACCACAACCUCAGCUACUGCUCCAGCCCAGACGAAGACGAGGAGGACGAAGGACUGCUCUGCACCCCAACCCUGGGGCUGUGGGAGAGGUUCAAACUGCACCGGAAGAGGCACCGGCAGGCUUCCAUGGAGGACGAAGGAUACGUGGCAGCCGGACACGCACUGAGACGAAAGGUUCAAUUUGCCAAGGAUGAGGAUCUUCACGACAUACUGGACUACUGGAAAGGUGUGUCCGCCCAGCAGAAGACCUGAUCCCACAUCUGGAGACCCCAAACACUUUGAAGAUGGAAAAUAACAAGUCUGCACCCGUAACAUAUUGAUACAGAUGACAAAAAUGACUUGUAAAUACAUACAAAACACACACACACACACACACACACACACCUUACAAGAUCUACAGAAUCCAACUUCACACAUACUUCUAUAAACACACACUUUACACAAACCAAGCCUUUGCUUCUGAGAACAUGAAGGACCAAACUAAUAUAUUAUCUUGAACAAGAAAAAUCAUAACUUAUAGAGAGACUGAGUAACUUUUUGUAAUGUAACAAACAUCAUAGCUCAGACUUAUGUAGCUAUUUGUACUAAGUUUUGAACGAAGAAAAAAAAUAAUCAACAUUAAGAGCAGAAACCUUAUAUGUUGCCGGGCAACCCAUCCUGAACAGCCUGGCCACACUUUGAAUCUGCCUUAAGGCUGACAUUCAUCAAACCUGACCAGGGCAGAUUAGCCUCAUCAAUUCUUAUUACCGCGGUUUGAAUGCGAUUUUGCUUUGCUGGGGAGGUUGUUUUUUUGCAUCGCGCCCUGCGAUGCUGCUUCGAAAAUAAGACCUGUUGAAAGAUUCGCCGUGAUUUAGAUAUUUAAAACAUCAAAACGACAACAAAUUCCGGAUGGGUCACCAGGCAACAGUAAUAUUCAACUGUGCUGAGAAUGAGUAGGCAGCUCUCACCAGAGAAUGAGUAUAAUGUGCCAAAUCAACCAAGCGGGGAUAAUAGAGCCCUACUGUGUAACAACUUCUCCUCGCCACUGUUUUUAUAUACAGAAUUU